AUGGGAAAUUGUUUAUUUUCACUCUUUUUGUCAACAAAUGCCAAAUUCAUGUCAGUUAUGCGUUUAUGCAGAUGUCAGUAUCUAUCUAUCUAUCUAUCUAUCUAUCUAUCUAUCUAUCUAUCUAUCUAUUUAAUCUCUGUCAGUAAUACCAACACCACCACCACCACCAUCUUUCUUUCGUUUCUUCUUCUUACCUCCCUUCCUUUCUAUCCCCGCUUUUCUUUCUUAUCUUUAUCUGGUUUUCGUUUCUUUCUCAGCAUUUCUUAUUUUGCUGCUUUUUUCCUUUCACCCUUUUUUUCUUUUCUCUUCUUCUCUCUCUGCAUUAUUUUCCUUUUCUCCUCUUGUUUUUCCACGUUUCUUCUCUUCUGUCUCUGCGUUUCUUUUCCUUUCUCCUCUUCUUUUUUUUCGCUUUUCUUCUUUCUCCUCUUUUCUCUCUGCCUUUCUUUUUCUUUCUCCUCUUUUUUUCUGCUUUUCUUCCGCAUUCUACUCGUCUCACUGCCUUUCUUUUCUUUUCUCGUCUUCUUUUUCUGCUUUUCAUUUACCUUUUGUCAUCUUCUCUCCUUGCCUUUCUUUUCUUUUCGCCUCAUCUUUUUCCGCGUUCCUUCUCCUUUUUCCUCUUCUCUCUCUGUCUGUCUUUUCCUUUCUCCUCUUCUUUUACCGCUUUUCUUUCCUUUCUCCUCCUCUCUCCCUGCCUUUCUUUCUCUAUACCUUCUUCUUUUUUCGUUUUUCUUCUUCUUUCUCCUCUCCUCUCUCUGCCUUUCUUUUCCUUCCUUCUCUUCUUUUUUCGCUUUUCUUUUCCUUUCUCCUCUUCUUUCCCUGCCUUUCUUCCCCUCUCUGCUCUUCUCUCUCUACCUUUCUUUUCCUUUCAUCUAUUCUUUUUCCUUUUUUCUUCUUCUUUUUCCUCUUCUUUUUCCGCUUUUCUUCUCCUUACUCCUUUUCUCUUCCUGUCUUUCUUUUCCUUUCUCCUCUUCUCUUCUCGCUUUAAUUUUCUUUUCUAUUUUACUCUUUCUCUUUUCCAGUUUUUAUUUUCUUCCUCGGUAUUAUGUUACCUUCUUUGUUGUCAGUAGAAUGCCAAAGAACAGGCCACUUACUGGCAUCAACCCAAUUCUUUUCCAAAAUACUCUUCUUUUCUUUAACCCUUUUCACCUUUAA
Acanthosepion pharaonis is the source of this 1152-nucleotide messenger RNA. Lineage: Eukaryota; Metazoa; Mollusca; Cephalopoda; Sepiida; Sepiidae. The record is from the annotation of a GenBank genome assembly.